Messenger RNA from Symbiodinium sp. CCMP2592, 1554 nucleotides. NCBI's taxonomy places the organism in Eukaryota, Dinophyceae, Suessiales, Symbiodiniaceae. The record is from the annotation of a GenBank genome assembly.
AUGUCCGACAUCAGGGUGAAGUUGGAGCAGAUGGACUCGGCCGAGAAAAUCGGUCGAGUUGUGUGCCGGGGUUUGAAAGAUGCCGAAGUGCAUCCUGCUCCUCGGGCCAGCGAGACGCAGUGCAUGGAGACCCAAGCAACGCUGGCGACGCAGGUGGGCUUGACGCAGGCUGACAACGAUUACCUGGAAAUGGAUCUCGAAGAUCUCAUGGAUGAAGCGGAAAUGAAGGAGAUUUCAGAAGAUGCCCAGCUUGAUCCACUCAAGAAAGUCGAAAUGAUUUUCGAGAUCGAAGAAGCAAGAAAGAAGCGACGAAUGGAGGAAGAGGAAUUCCUGCGGAACCGUGUGGUUUCCUUGAAGAAACAAAUGGAGGAACAAGAUGAGAAAGCCACAGCGAAGGCGGAAGAACAAAGGCUGAAUGAGGAGAUCCGAAAGAAGGAGGAGGAGGAAGCCAGGCGGAAGGAAGAAACACAAAGGCUCAGCGAUGAGCUCAACGAGGAGAUCCGCAUGGGGAUGGAGGAAAGCAGGCGUAGGGAAGAAGAAAACCGCCUGAGGGAUGAGAUCCGGAAGAAGCAGGAAGCCAUGGAGGCAGAAGAAAAAAAACUGAAAGAGGAGAUUCGACAGAAGGAGGAAGCCAUGCGAAAGGCAGAGGAGCUGAAGGAGAUCCGCAAGAAAGAGGAGGAGGAAGCCAGGCGGAAGGAAGAAGAAAUGCUGAAGGAGAAGAUCCGCCAGAAAGAGGAGGAGGAAGCCAAGAUGAAGGCAGAAGAAGAAAGGCUGAACGAGGAGAUCCGACAGAAGGAGGAAGCCAUGCGGAAGGCAGAGGAGCUGAAUGAAGAGAUACGCAAGAAAGAGGAGGAGGAUGCCAGGCGGAAGGAAGAAGAAAGGCUGAAGGAGGAGAUCCGCCAGAAAGAGGAGGAUGCAAAGCGGAAGGCAAAAGAAGAAGAAAAGAUGAAAGAGGAAAUCCGCAGGACCAAGGAGCAGGAAGCGAAACGGAUCGCAGACGAACAGAAGAUUAAGGAUGAGGAGUUCAUGCAACGCAGAGCUGCUUUGGAACGACAGUUGGAGGAUCUGCGUAAGAAGGAAGAAUCCAUGAGGAUGAAUAAAGCUGAGGAGGAUGAGGAGGAAUGCAAGAGACGCAAGGAAGAAGAAACGAAGAGAAUGGAGGAGAUGCAGAAAAAGGAGGAGGAAGACAACAGGCGCUGGGAAGAGAUCAUGAAGCAAGAUCAGGAAAACCUCAGGCUUAAGAAGGAAGCAAAGGAAAAGGCCGAAGAAGAGAUUAGGAAAAAAGAGGAGGAGGAAGCCAGGCGCAAGGAGGAAGAAAAAAAGGCCAAAGAUGAGAUCAGGAAAAAGGAGGAGGAGGAAACCAGGCGCAAGGAGGCAGAAGAAAAGGCCCAAGAAGAGAUCAGGAAAAAAGAGGAGGAGGAGGAAGCCAAGCGGAAGGAGGAAGCAGAAAAGGCCCAAGAAGAGAUCAGGAAAACAGGAGGAGGAGGAGGAGGAAGCCAGGCGGAAGGAGGAAGCAGAAAACACCAGACAAAGACUCCGGAAGGAGAUGGAUGA